Messenger RNA from Anopheles nili, 540 nucleotides. RefSeq lists its product as uncharacterized. Bases 1 to 540 code for a protein of 179 amino acids. Lineage: Eukaryota; Metazoa; Arthropoda; Insecta; Diptera; Culicidae. The transcript has 2 exons. The record is from RefSeq and is a predicted model, not a curated record.
AUGCUGACUCGGCUGCACUGCAUCGCACUGAUCGUGGCGGCUGCCACCAUCGAGCAGGCAAUUGGUUCGAAGGCGAUGUACGAGCGUUUCGAGCAGUUUUUCGGCGAGGAGUACAUUGAGCUUGAUUUACGUGUGCGAAAGUACAACCGCACCAUGAUGACGCUCAACGGGACGAUCUACGUGAAGCAGGAUUUAAACGAUUCGCUGGUGUUCAGUAGUGAUGUGUUUCACAGCCGACUCGGCAAUCAGCAGUUCCAGCACUACCCGAUGCAUCUGCCGACGAGUGGUUUCUGUGAAUUCAUCAAAAAUGUGCACGAAAGCUACGCGACGGUCAUCGCAGAUAUCGUGAACAUACCCAUGACGGACGAUUGUCCUGUUUCGCAGCGGAACAUGCUCGUGCAGGACGAGGAGUUCAAAACGGAGGUGUUGCCCGAAUCGAUGGCGUACGGGCUGUGGAAGAUGGUGAUAUCGGGCGUGCUAAACGAGGAAACCGUUAUACGCUUCAUGGUGAGCAUUCGUUUGUCCGACAACUAUAUGUGA